Messenger RNA from Panicum virgatum (switchgrass), 513 nucleotides. RefSeq names its product heterogeneous nuclear ribonucleoprotein A3 homolog 2-like. The record is from RefSeq and is a predicted model, not a curated record. The transcript has a single exon. The coding region runs from base 1 to 513 and encodes 170 amino acids. NCBI's taxonomy places the organism in Eukaryota, Viridiplantae, Streptophyta, Magnoliopsida, Poales, Poaceae.
AUGGACGAGUACGACAACGACGGAUCCGGUGACGCGGCCGCGUUCGGCAACGACUCCGCGUACGGCGCGCCCGGCGCGUUCGGCAACGACGGCGGCUACGGCGCCGCCGGCAGGCUCGGCAACGACGGCGGCUACGGCGCCGCCGGCACGUUCGGCAGCGACUCCGACUACGCCGCGCCCGGCGCCUUCGGCGACGCAUCCGGAUACGCCCCCGCUCCCGGCUACGGCGCUGCCGGCGGCACCAGGGAUUUCCUGUCCCAGUCGGCGGCGUACUCCGGAUCUGCCGGAUACAGAACCUACGGCGGAGCGCCGUACGGCGGCCCGUCUUCAAGCAGCCGCACCAGCAGCCUCCUAGGGCUGGAUGCACUCGACCUCAACGCCGGCGACCUCAGCUGCUCAAGCUACCGAGGCAGUGGGCGGCGAACCAGCGGCCGAUGCACCCACGCACCAGCGACCCGUGAGGCAGCCCACCAGCACGCCCAGGAGGGCGUCUUUUUCUGUUUUAUAUUUUAA